Messenger RNA from Dermatophagoides pteronyssinus (European house dust mite), 765 nucleotides. RefSeq names its product putative ATP-dependent RNA helicase me31b. The record is from RefSeq and is a predicted model, not a curated record. Lineage: Eukaryota; Metazoa; Arthropoda; Arachnida; Sarcoptiformes; Pyroglyphidae.
GCCGAUGUCACGCUCACCUCGACCUCCAGUUUCGAAGACUACUACCUGAAAGAACCGCUCAUGAAGGGACUCGAACACCUGCACUACCGCGCGCCGAGCCCCGUGCAGGAAAUGGUGAUCCCGCUCUUCCUCGCGGGCUACAGCAUCCUGAUCCGCUCGAAAAACGGCACCGGCAAAACCGCAGCCUUCCUGAUCCCGAUGCUCGAGCAAAUCCAGACCUCCGCGCGCCACGUGCAGGCGCUCAUCCUCACGCCCUCGCGCGAGCUGAGCAUGCAGGUCUCCUACAUCGCCAAACAAAUGGGCAAGUACAUGGACUUACGCGUGCUCGUCGCGACCGGCGGCACCAACAUCCGCCAGGACGCGCUGCGCCUCUACUUCCAAGUGCAGGUCGUCGUCGGCACGCCCGGCCGCAUUCUCGACCUCUGCAACCGCCAGAUCGUGCUGACCAGCGCGACGUUCCCCGAACGCAACCAAAUCUUCCACGACUUUCUGCAAGGCACCUACCGCGUGCUCGUCUGCUCCGACCUGUUCGCGCGCGGCAUCGACGUGCAAGAAGUCAACGUCGUCAUCAACUUCGACUUCCCCUCCAACACCGCCACGUACCUGCACCGCAUCGGCCGCAGCGGCCGCUUCGGCAACAAGGGCUUGGCGAUCAACCUCGUCACCUACGCGGACCGCUUCAACCUGUUCAAAGUCGAAAAGGAGCUCGGCGUCACCAUCGAACCGAUGCCCAACAACAUCAACCCCGCGCUCUACGUCUACUAA